GAAGAGCGUUUGGCACCCUGGGCUCAGUUGGAGUUGUAUGUGCAUGCCCCUGAUCUUUCUGUGCUCCAGGCAACCGCCUAGGUCGCCUAUAUGGAAGAGCCGGCCCUGAAGAUGGAUCUCUUCUGGCAGGCCUAACCACCUGAUCUUUUAUAGUGGAUCUUAUAGGAUUUUUUACACCUGAUUCAACAGUACAGAAACAGAUGAUGAUUUGGCUUCGUUGAUGACUGUAUUGCAUCUUGGCGUGUUUUAAUUGAUUAUUUUAUGUAGUAUGAGUUGUGUAAUUGUAUCGUUUGGUUUUAUCGGUUGUAAUCCUGCCUUGAUCCACAGGGAGAGGCGGGAAAUAUAAAUAAAUGUUGUUGUUGUUGUUGUUGUUAUUCAUGCUCCACAUAUAUGGAUUUAAGCUAUGCAAUACCAAGGUAAAAUCUCAGCCAAUUUUUCAAAUUAUACUUCCUCCUUUCAAUGCUUUUGGGCAGUGGGGUGAGUAGAGUGAAUGUUUCUGCCUAGAGGGGAUCAUAUUAAGAAGAAAUUAGUUAUGAUCGGUAAAGUGCUGUUGUUUUCUCUUUUUCAGCCUCUGAUCUCCUUGGAGGAGGUGACUGUGUAUUUCACCAAGUGGGAGUGGGACCUCCUGGAACCAGGCCAGAGGGCUCUCUACAAGGAUGUCAUGCUGGAAAUUUAUGGGCAUGUGGCCUCUCUGAAAUAUCCCAAGCCAGAUCUUGUCUCCUGUCUGGAAGAAGGCAAAGACCCCUUUGACCAGGGCUCUGUAGAAGGGGAGAGACCUGCAGAUAAUGGAAAAGAGAAGAAGAAUUAUGAGGAACCCAAUGUGGCAUCAUGGAAAAUUAUGGAGCCUUUCAUGGAAAAAGAGGAGUUUGUACAUCAGAAAGGACUGGGGGGGGAAAGGGAAAAUCAAAUGAAAAAUGGGAAGACAAAGUCCUUUGACUCUCAGGGAGCUGAUCAGCGGUUUUCUCGUGGUGACAGUUUACAUUCACACCAAAGAUCCUACAGAGAAGAGAAACCAUAUAAACGCAUGGAAUGUGGAGAAAGCUUUAGUAACAGUAGAAACCUACAUUCACAUCGGACAAUUCAGACAGAGGAGAAACCGUAUAAAUGCAUAGAAUGUGGAAAGACCUUCUUGUAUAAAAACAGUUUACAUUCACAUCAAAUAACCCAUACAGGGGAGAAACCAUAUAAAUGUAUGGAAUGUGGAAAGACCUUUAGUCAGAAUAUAAAAUUACGUUUUCAUCACAGAACGCAUACAGGGGAGAAACCAUAUAAAUGCAUGGAAUGUGGAAAGAGUUUUUCUCGUGGUGACAGUUUACAUUCACACCAAAGAUUCCACACAAAGGAGAAACCAUAUAAAUGCAUGGAAUGUGGAAGAAGCUUUAGUAGCAAUACAAAUCUACAUUCACAUCAAAUAAUUCACACAAAGGAGAAACCAUAUAAAUGUAUAGAAUGUGGAAAGAUCUUCUCUCGUAGUGGUACUCUACGUUCACAUCAAAUGACACAUACUGGGGAAAAACCAUAUAAAUGUAUGGAAUGUGGAAAGAGCUUCACUCGGAGUGGAACGCUACAUAAACAUCAAAGAAUCCACACAGGGGAGAAACCUUAUAAAUGCAUGGAAUGUGGAAAGAGCUUCUCACAAUUCUGUCUACACUCACAUCAAAGAACCCACACAGGGGAGAGACCAUAUAAAUGCAUGGAAUGUGGAAAGAGCUUCUCUCAUAGUACAAGUCUACGUUCACAAUCAAAGAACCCACACGGGAGAACUCAUAUAAAUGCAUGGAAUGUGGAAAGAGCUUCAGUCAGCGUAGGAAUCUAUGUUCACUUCGAAGAACCCACCACGGAUGAGAACCACUGCAUUGUAAUGUGGAAAGAUCUUCAGUCAAAGUACAAAAACAUCAUUCACAUUUUAAAAAUCCACAUAGAGAAACCAGCUAAAACUCCUGGACGAGAAGUGGAACGCAGUGGGGUUCCACAGGGCCGUGCUUCCGCCCGGCCCAGUGACUUAAUUCAAGCACAAACAACAUCUGUAUCAAUGACCCGGGAUGACAGAAUGGGAGCAGAACUAGUAUCAAAUUUGCAGAUGGACACCGAAAAUUAG
This is a messenger RNA of Sceloporus undulatus (fence lizard), 2098 nucleotides long. Its product is annotated as zinc finger protein 660-like. The record is from RefSeq and is a predicted model, not a curated record. NCBI's taxonomy places the organism in Eukaryota, Metazoa, Chordata, Lepidosauria, Squamata, Phrynosomatidae. Bases 491 to 2098 code for a protein of 535 amino acids. Gene Ontology annotation, molecular function: RNA polymerase II cis-regulatory region sequence-specific DNA binding; DNA-binding transcription factor activity, RNA polymerase II-specific. Gene Ontology annotation, biological process: regulation of DNA-templated transcription. The transcript is spliced from 5 exons.